UGGUUGGCUGUGCAGCUGUCAGCCCUGCAGCAUGUGUGUGCACGCGAGGCAAUCAGCUCGAGCGUUGUUGGCUUGUGGACCGGUGCGCCGGUAGCUAGAGACUAGAACCGACGGCGCAGUGCUAUGGAUCCCUUGAACAAUGCAGAGACAGGAGAGACAGAAUCUGAAACGGAGCCGUUGUACGUUCUUAUACCAAAUGACACGCGAUGCAAGAAAAAAGAGCAGGAAAAAUUAUCUGGAGUCGUGAAAAAUGUUCACAGAAAACUGCGAAGAAAAUACCGAGAAGUGGGGGAUUUUGAGAAGAUCUGGCAGGAGCACUGUAAGGACGAGCUGACCCUGACUGAGUACGCCCUGGCCAUGAAGAACCUGGCGGACAACCACUGGACCCAGAACCAGGAGGGAGAGGGUCGCAUCGAGUGGUGCCGCAGCAUCUGCCAGGAGUAUUUCCUGGAUGGUGGGAUGAAGAGAAUGUUGGAGAAGGAUGAGAAAAGUGCGAGGCUGGCCAUGGCUGUGAGUGCCCCAGCUUUGAGUGCCCAGCCAAUCACCACAGUCCCUAGUUCAAUCCCUCAGCUGGGAAAAAUGCAUCUGUUGGAUGUGGGAAGCUGUUUCAACCCAUUCUUGAAGUUUGAUGAGUUCCUCACAGUUGGUAUCGACAUAGUGCCUGCGGUGGAGAGUGUAUACAAGUGUGACUUCCUCAACCUCCAGCUCCAGCAGCCUCUGCAGCUGGCGGGCGACGCGGUGGAGGCCUUCCUGCGGCAGCUGCGCAGCCCCAUCGACGCCCUCCCCUCCCAGCUGUUCCACGUGGUGGUCUUCUCCCUGCUCCUCUCCUACUUCCCCUCGCCCUACCAGCGCUGGAUCUGCUGCAAGAAGGCCCACGAGCUGCUCCAGCUGCACGGCCUCCUGCUCAUCAUCACGCCCGACUCCUCCCACCAGAACCGCCACGCCCUCAUGAUGCGGAGCUGGCGCGUGGCGGUGGAGUCGCUCGGCUUCAAGCGGUACAAAUACGUCAAGUUCUCCCACAUGCACCUCCUCGCCUUCCGGAAGGUGUCCCUGACCACCAGCAGCGACCUGGUCAGCCGUAACUACCCGGAGAUGCUGUUCAUCCCCCAGGACUUCCACUCCAACGAGGACGACGACUACGCGGACGUGCCCGUCCAGGCGCGCUCCGACUUUGAAGACGACCAGCUGGCGUGGGGCUUCACGGAGCUGCCUGACACGCCGUACGACUCGGACUCUGGGGAGAGCCAGAGCAGCUCGGGGCUGUUCCACGAGCUGGAGGACCCCAUCCUGCUGCACAGCUGAACGCUGGCUGGGACACUUACAUCCUGGCUCUCUCUUUCUUUCUUUCUUUCUCUCUCUCUCUCUCUCUCUCUCUCUCUCUCUCUCUCUCUCUCUCUCUCUCUCUCUCUCUCUCUCUCUGCCUCUCUCUCUCUCUGCCUCUCUCUCUCUCUGCCUCUCUCUCUGCCUCUCUCUCUGCCUCUCUCUCUGCCUCUCUCUCUGCCUCUCUCUCUGCCUCUCCCCAUCUCACUCUGUUCCCCUCUCUCUCAACUGCUGAGCUGCCAAAUUAAUGUGCUGCAUUUCCUCUUAAACCCAAACAAAAUGAUGCAGUUUGCACAGAGUGGAAGAAAGACGUUUACAGAAGUGAGUUUGUUUCUUUUUUUUUUUUUUAUGUGACAUGAUUACAUUCUUAACACAAAUGCACACACAGUUACAUAAUACUUUCUUGUGAUAAACAAAUGUAGGGUUAUUUGAAUAGACUUGUAAGCUGAAUGCCCUGGAGAUAUCUAGCCAGCUCCAUGAUUUCCAUACCGUUUAUCAGUAGGUCAUGCUUAUGACAACAGUAGAAAACUGGUUUAUACUCUGUAUGUUUCAGUAGAUUUGAAGUCUUCAAGUAGUAUACGCUUCCGUAUUAGGCCAACAGGCUACUUAGUUUAGAUAAUAACUCAAGUUUGUUCUUGUUCUGUGAAAACAUUGAGAUGGAAUUAGGUUUGCUGGCUUGUCAGUUUAACUCAAUUUUAUCAAAUUAUUGGUGUGCAUUUAGUUACAAAAAAAAGUUGCAAAAUGUAAAACAAAAAUUUAAAAAAAAAAGAGAAAGUUGAACACAGUCGACAAUGCCAUUUUAACUUGGCAUCUGUGGCUCACUUGUCUUUUAGAAUAAAUAUAUAUUUGUAGCAUUUUUAGCAUUUAAAAACCAUACUAAGGUAGGCAUUCACAUUAGGUUUACUGAAAUGGCCCUGUGACAGUGGACCUGUGACAGUGGACCUGUGACAGUGUUUGUGUGACGAGGCAGGAGGGUCGCUCAGUAGUCAUUGUUCUGUGUUGAGACAUUUUCAGACUGUCACACCAGAGGUGAUUUAUCAAUACGUCCUCCGCUUGUUUGCUGUUCUUCAUAUAUCUUGCUGCUUUGGCCUUACAUGGAAAUUUACCGUCGAGGAAUUGAGUGCAACAUUGUUGAUCUUAAAUCAAAUAUUGGGCUUGUUCUGUUUUCAUUAUAUCUUGCGUUUGACCGUGUUUUUCAUACAACUGAAGUACGAGUACGUCUUUUAUCAUAAAAAAAUCCCUUCAGUAUUUCAGUCCUCUACAUGCAUGAAGUUAACAGCCAUAUACCUGAUUUGAUAGUCCAAAUUCGAUUUCCCAAAUGAUCUUGUCACAUGUAUUCAUCAGAUUUACCUCAGUGAGGUUUUGCACUAUUAUCCUGUAUUUCUAUCGUCACAUUUUCUCGGAUCCAAGUGCAUUUUAGCAGUAGGGAGGUGUCAUCUGAAAGUACUGUACCUUUUUGGGGUGUGGGGGGGGGGGGGGGGGGCAGGGGACAGAGCCCAGUAAAUGACACUAGCAUCUGUGUGUGGGUGUGUAUGUGAGGGUGUGUAUGUGAGAAUGUGUUGUAAUGUAUUUGUCUACGGCACUUUAUUUGAUCAAUAACAAUCCAUUAGGGUGCCACAAGUCAAAUGUAAGUCCUGUUUUAGGAACAUAGUCUUGUUAAUAUGACCAAUAUUAUGGUUCCUUAAAGUUCUUUCAUCAGGAUACCUGGAGCCCAAAAGGUGCCUUCUUUCCCAGCAAUGUCGCAACCAUAUUUUCUUGCACAUAGUCCAUGUUGGAUUCCCUUUUCACCUGGCUUCAUACUACAGGCUUCCUUUGCCAAAGUGUCUGUCAUGUUCAAGUGUCCAUCACCAAUUUAAAACAAUUGGCAGUUGCUGUAUACAUUUGCAGUUUCAGUCCCAAAAAAAUGCCAUUGCUGCCUGUUAUUUUACUAAAUAUAACACAAAAGGCAACUACAUAACAUUUGUUAGACUUAGUUUACUUUAAGCUGUUUGUAACAGGAAGAAAAAAAUGUUUUUUUAAUAUUGUCUCAUCUUGGAGGUUGUCCAAUCUACCCAAAAGCAUUUUGUGAUACUGUUUCUUUAACUGUUUGUCUUCCAUGGUUUUCUUUUUAUUCCAUCCUUCAUUUGCAACAUUAGAAUCAUUUCAGUAUUACAUCAUUGGACAAACAGGACAAUGUGUGAUUAAAGAAUGGUUGUAUUUUUCUCUUUUAUAAAUGAAUAUAAAUGCA
Molecule: messenger RNA, 3547 nt
Organism: Osmerus eperlanus (European smelt)
Lineage: Eukaryota; Metazoa; Chordata; Actinopteri; Osmeriformes; Osmeridae
Gene: samtor
Product: base methyltransferase of 25S rRNA 2 homolog
Exons: 5
Coding region: 124-1302 (392 amino acids)
Biological process (GO): negative regulation of TORC1 signaling
Source: RefSeq, a predicted model, not a curated record